Belonocnema kinseyi is the source of this 1021-nucleotide messenger RNA. RefSeq names its product bromodomain-containing protein 2-like. Gene Ontology annotation, cellular component: chromatin; nucleus. Gene Ontology annotation, biological process: chromatin remodeling; regulation of DNA-templated transcription. The record is from RefSeq and is a predicted model, not a curated record. The transcript has 5 exons. NCBI's taxonomy places the organism in Eukaryota, Metazoa, Arthropoda, Insecta, Hymenoptera, Cynipidae. The coding region runs from base 106 to 642 and encodes 178 amino acids.
CUCAUUUCCCUCAUUCCAUCAUUUCUACGGUGGCGUGUUAGCGUUUAGUGAGUGGCGUCGUGUUGCCAACAGUGGGAGACAGUUGAAUAAUAAAUCGAAUAAAUCAUGGCAGAAAACUCUGGCGUGGAGCUUUCCGAAGCUUUGACGUGUUGCAACAAAAUUCUAGAGGAACUUUUAUCCAAGAAACAUUCGGAUCAUGCUUUUCCUUUCUACGAACCUGUCGAUGCUAAACUUUUAAACCUUCCCGAUUACCACAAGAUCAUCAAGAAACCUAUGGAUCUAGGAACUAUAAAAAGAAAAAUGGAUAGUCGGAUGUAUAAAACAUCUAAAGAAUUCGCCAGUGACGUUCGGCUUAUGUUUAAUAAUUGUCAUAAGUACAAUCGCCCGGGUGAAGCUGUCAUCGUUAUGGCAAAAAAACUACAAGAAGUAUUCGAAAUGAGGUACGCGGAAAUUCCCCAUGAAUCGGACUCCGAAAGUUCUUCCGAAGAAGAAGUCGAAGAAGAAAAAGACGACGCGUCUGAAGAAGAACGUAGUCAGAAGCUGGCUGCCUUGCAACAAGAGAUGGAAGCGAUGCAGGCAAAGAUGAGAAAGUUAAGGGAAGGAGGUGGCAAGAUGAAGAAGAAACGCAGAGAACGGACUUAGUUUGAUCAUUAAUAAUUACCUGGUAAGCCUCGAAUGUUGAAUCUAUUUUUAACCAUUAACUUUGAAAUUUAGAGUCUAAAUUUCAUGAAGUUCACUUCAAACAAUCCUAAUUAUAUUUUAAAACCUUUCACUAAUUUUCUGCGAUCUACGUCACUGAUGUUUUUCAAGACAUUGUAAAAUAAACAUCACUUCAUUAAAAGUAUUUAUAGAAUUUUCGACUAUUCUAAGUUUCUGCACGUUAUAGUGUAAAGUUAGUAAUAAAUAAUUUCAUAUACAUUUGUAAGCAUAUCUUUGAUUUAAGCUGAAAUUGACAAUUUUGGUACUUUAUUUAUAUCAUUGUACGGGUUAAAAUUGGAAGCGUUCAAAAUUGAAAUCUUGU